Rosa chinensis is the source of this 3968-nucleotide messenger RNA. RefSeq names its product AP2-like ethylene-responsive transcription factor ANT. The transcript is spliced from 9 exons. Lineage: Eukaryota; Viridiplantae; Streptophyta; Magnoliopsida; Rosales; Rosaceae. The record is from RefSeq and is a predicted model, not a curated record. The coding region runs from base 1647 to 3620 and encodes 657 amino acids. Gene Ontology annotation, molecular function: DNA-binding transcription factor activity; DNA binding. Gene Ontology annotation, biological process: regulation of DNA-templated transcription.
UUAUUUAAAUGAAUAAGAUUCUCAGAAUUCACCGAAUUAAAUACUUAAUAAUAAUAAAAUCGUCAAUUCGGAUUUAUAACAAAGUUAAGGAAGACCAUCUUUCUUGCAAUUCUACCAAAGUGAAAUCCAGUGCAUCUGGUUUUCUCCAGAUUUUAGCUUCAAUCACGUAUAGAAGAUAGCUCGAGUUUGAUCCUGUAAUGUAAUGUGUCCAAAAGAAUUAUAAUUAUGGGAAAAAAAAUUUAACCAAGUUCGUUAUUACCAAGAAAUAUGUCAAAUGUAAUGCAGUUACGAUGUUUUAGUUUCCAAUCAUAGGAGCAUUAUGUUAUGCCAGGCCAAAACGAACCAAUAAAAAAAUGGAAAUCUAGCUCGGAUCCAAUUCUGAUGACCAAGUAGUCAAUGGCCUUCAGACCAUUUCAGAAAAAGUAUUGAACAAAGUCCAAGGUUAGCUGAUCUCAUACCGUCUGAACAAAUGUAGCCACACAAUCCACUCCAAUCUCCAUCAAAUCGCUCCUUUCCGGUAACCAACAUUAUUUUAACUGACUAAUUCUCAUUUUCAGAAUUUCAAUACUCUUAAAUUUUUCUAAACAACUAGAAUUUAGGUUCUGUUUGGAAUUAUUAUUAAAAUUAGUAAACUAUUGCUUCCGGUUGAAGUGCUUUCUUACAAAACCAGUAAACCACUUGUUAGAGAAACAAUUGGAAACAAAAUCUUAAUUACUUGAGUAAGUGCUUGGCCAAAAGAAAAUAAAAUCGAGUUUCCACUGUUGUAAUUUAUUGGAAAGGAGUGAACUUUGUCACUGAAAUAGUACGAUAACAAAGAAAAGGAAAGAAAAGAAUUAAAGGGUGUGAACCAAAACUGGAGCAGUUUUCAAAGUUUGAAAUGAAAGGGGUAGCCUUAGAUUCUGAAAAUUGAAUGUAAGAUAGGGGCACAAAAGCUGUACCAGUGUGUGGUGAGGUGACUGGAUGGGCAGAUGUCCUGCUCGUCCAAUCUAUCUUAGGCUCUGUGACUGUAAAAAAAAUAAAGCAAUUGCAGACCCAGUUUUGGAUACCUGACCCUUUCUCUCACCCCCAUUGGCUGUUUCACACCCACUAGAUUCAACUCAGUUUCUGACUCCUGUCAAUGAAUGAAUGAACAAGAAAGAAAGAGAGUACAAACAAAUUUCACAGUAUUAUUUAUAAUUUCUGGGUUAUUAUUGGGUAAUGAGGAAGGACUUAGUAUUGGAUCUUGGGUUUUGGUAGGGUUUAAGGAAAAAAAAAAAAAAAAAACUAAAGUUGGGGUCUUUCUCACAUACACGGAUCCCUAUGGGAUAUAUGCUGGGGUGCUCUCCAGCAUUGCGUGUUUACUUGCUUGGUAUCAUCAUAUAUAUUCAUUCUUUUUGUUUAGGUUUAAAGAGACCACAGGCUUUGUUGUCCUUAGAGAGAGAAACUAGGAGAGUUCUGUAGGUGUGGCAUGAAAAUCCUCAGAAUUGCUAGACAACAAAAAAGCUCAAGUUUUUAUUCAUUCUUUCAUGUAGGAGAUGAUUAGUUUAUUUGCUGUCAAUGAUUGAGUUGUUGCCUUGCAAAUGCUAAGCUUAGAAGUUAGAAGAAGAAGUGAGAGUAAUUAGAAGUUUAGAAAAAAGGAAGAGAGAGAAAACAGAGGGAGGAAGAAGAUGAAGCCCAUAAAUGAUCACAGUCAUAACAACAAUGGAAGCCAUAUUAACAGUCAUAACAACAACUGGUUGGGGUUUUCACUCUCAGCUCCCCACAUGAAAAUGGAGGUCACUUCUUCUACUGACCCUCAUCAACACUACAGUCAUCAACAAGCUCAGGCCUCCUCUGCUUCAGCUCAGCUUCCAAGUAGCUUCUACAAUCUGACCCCACUCUGCUAUGAAAAUGGUGGGUUUCACUCUCCCUUGACUGUAAUGCCACUCAAGUCAGAUGGGUCUCUUUGCAUCAUGGAAGCUCUCACUCGCUCACAAGCUGAAGGAAUGGUGCCGAACUCGUCCCCAAAGCUUGAGGACUUUCUAGGAGGAGCAAGCAUGGGAGCUCAUGACUAUGGAACCCAUCAAAGAGAGGUGGCAAUGGCUCUCAGCUUAGACAGCUUGUAUUACAACGAAAAUGCAGAGGCAGAGCAACAAUACUACUCUGGAAUCCCUUUCCCUGGAGCUUACCAAACUCAAAUGGAGGAAGAGUCCUCUAAGCAAGCCCACAUUGUGGGCUCUGAUAGUCACCAAAUGACCCAGAACUGGGUGACUAGGCAGUACUCUGCUGCUCAUCAUGCUUUGAAUCAACAACACAUGAGUAACAACAGCUUGGACAAUGGAGGAGUUUCUGGGUCUGUUAAUGGUGGAAUGCAGUGUGGGGAUUUACAGUCUCUUACUUUGUCCAUGAGCCCUGGAUCUCAGUCCAGCUGUGUCACAGCUCCAAGGCAGAUCUCACCCACUGAAACAGAGUGUCUAGCCAUGGAAACCAAGAAGAGAGGUUCUGGUAAAAUUAGUCAAACAAAGCAGCCAGUGCACAGAAAGUCCAUUGACACAUUUGGCCAGAGAACUUCACAGUAUAGAGGAGUCACAAGGCAUAGAUGGACUGGUAGAUAUGAAGCUCAUCUAUGGGACAACAGUUGCAAGAAGGAGGGGCAAACCAGAAAAGGAAGGCAAGUUUAUCUUGGGGGAUAUGAUAUGGAAGAGAAAGCUGCAAGGGCAUAUGAUCUUGCUGCUCUUAAGUACUGGGGCUCUUCAACCCACAUAAACUUCCCAUUGGAUGAUUACACAACACAAAUUGAAGAAAUGAAGAAUAUGAACCGGCAAGAGUAUGUUGCGCAUCUGAGGAGGAAAAGCAGUGGAUUUUCAAGGGGAGCUUCAAUUUACCGAGGAGUUACAAGACAUCACCAGCAUGGGAGGUGGCAAGCUCGAAUUGGCAGGGUUGCAGGAAACAAGGACCUUUAUCUUGGUACAUUUGGCACCCAAGAGGAAGCAGCCGAAGCUUAUGACAUAGCUGCAAUCAAGUUCCGUGGGGUAAAUGCGGUCACCAACUUUGACAUUACCAGAUAUGAUGUUGAGAAAAUCAUGGCCAGCAAUACUUUGCUUGCUGGAGAAUUCGCUAGGCGUACCAAGGAGGUUGAACCUAACAAUCAAGUCAUUGAGUACAACUCACCAGCACAGAACAAUGUGGAAGCCAAUACACCCGAAAAUAGUCAUGGGACUAGUUCAGAUUGGAAAAUGGCUUUGUACCAAGCUGCACAGCAACAACAAGCAACUGCUGCUACUUGUGUUCAAACACUUGAUCAAAAAUCAUUGUCUUCAGGGAAUUACAGAAGUCCUGCAUCUUUCUCAAUGGCAUUGCAAGACCUCAUUCGCGUUGAAUCAGUGAACUCUAGCCAGCAGUUGAUGGAUGAAUCAGCUAAAGCCGGUGCUCAUUUUUCAAAUCCUUCGUCGCUGGUGACCAGUCUGAGCAGCUCCAGAGAAGAUAGCCCUGACAAAUCAGGCCCCACAAUGCUGUUUGCAAAACCUCCAAUGGCAUCAAAGUUCAUAAGUCCAAGUACUGCUGCUGCUGUUAGCUCUUGGUUCCCAUCAGCUCAGUUGAGGCCUGCAGCUGCCAUUUCCAUGUCUCACUUGCCUCUAUUUGCUGCUUGGAGUGACACCUAGACAGCUUGGGUUGAAAUGUCUUAAAGUUUUUGCAUGAUCAAGGAAAAGGGAAGAAAUUGGUGGGUUUUAGUGUUUACGGGGAGAAAAUUAGAAAAGGGGAUGUUGAUCUUUUAUGUUAUUUCAAGAGUUUAAUGGAGGAAAGUAGGGCUUAAUCAAAAGACAAAGGUGGGUUCCAGUCAUCUGUCUGUAACCAAGUGUAAGAAACUUUUUCAAACCAAACCUUUUGGCUCAUAUCAGCAGAAUAUUAUGUGCAAUAUGGAGGGAAUUAAAAGGAGGCCCUAAUGAUUAAAUUUCCAUGAAAUGAUGUUUUGGUUAUUAAUAUAAAAGUGGCCCUUCCAUAAUUGAAAU